Messenger RNA from Dioscorea cayenensis subsp. rotundata (Guinea yam), 2035 nucleotides. Its product is annotated as AMSH-like ubiquitin thioesterase 1. NCBI's taxonomy places the organism in Eukaryota, Viridiplantae, Streptophyta, Magnoliopsida, Dioscoreales, Dioscoreaceae. The transcript is spliced from 14 exons. Gene Ontology annotation, biological process: protein K48-linked deubiquitination; protein K63-linked deubiquitination. Gene Ontology annotation, cellular component: endosome; membrane. The record is from RefSeq and is a predicted model, not a curated record. The coding region runs from base 201 to 1781 and encodes 526 amino acids. Gene Ontology annotation, molecular function: metal-dependent deubiquitinase activity; K63-linked deubiquitinase activity; protein binding.
UUUUUAAUUUUUUUUUCUUUCUUCAGGACAUGCCCCUGCCCCAGUGAAGACAUCUUCGGAGAAACGCCCUAGCUCUCUUGAAUUAGGGUUAGGGUUUGGUUCUUCGGUUCGAAGAUCUCCCGAGAAUUCUAAGCAUCAAUCCGAAUGUUUUUUUUCUGACAUAGGAUUGAUCGAUUUGGGGGCGAGAGAGAGAUCGAGAGAUGGUUGGCGAUAACCUCAGAUUGAAGCCUUAUUCGGGGGCGAUCAGCAUCGCGGCCAGCGCGCGGAGGAUCGAUGUGGACAAUCGGUUCUCCCUUCGGUUGUAUUACAGGAUUGCUGAUAAUCUCAUCAAGCAGGCUAACAUCUAUCGAGAUGAGAAUAAUAUCAUUGAUCUGUAUAUUAUGCUUCUGCGGUUUUCAAGUUUGAUCACUGAAACCAUACCUAAUCACCGAGAUUACCAAGUGUCUCUCCAAAGGGAGAAGCUAUUGUAUAGAAAGAAAUUGUUGGAUGUCCUUGAUGAGUUGGAGGCACUAAAGCCUGAUGUACGACGCAAACUUGAAGAUUUGAGCAGUAAAUCCAGAAAUCAGGCAACUAUGUGGGUUCAGCCCAUACAAAAUAUUUCUUUUGAUAAUUCCUUUGUGUGGCCUCCUGCCAAGAAGCAGACAUCAAAAAUCAACGAUUUCAGUCAGGUUCGUGGAGUUGGUGGCUACAAUGGCUUCUCUAGAGGUGGCCUGAAUGGCUUCUCAAGAGGUCCUGUUGCUCAGCAUGAGAAGUUAUCUCAAUCAAAAUUUGAUGACCGAAAAUUUUCUCUGAGUAUACCACGUGCCACGGAGGAGACGCUAUCAAGGCAUUCCAUCUUGGGCCCCAAUGGGCUUCAUGGUGAAUGGCGGCCAACCAUUGUAAAUAGAGAGAUAAAAUAUCCCAGCAAUCUUGAUUUGACUCCAAUCGAGGUUCCAAGCUUGAAUCCACCAACACAAGAAGAACCUGUUGAUGUAAAAAGCAAUGUUGCUUCAGAAAAGGAAAGAUCUGUGCUUGAGGAAGUUCUUUCUUUGCAUGAUGAUGGAUCAUUGGUUAGAGCUGAGGAACCAUCUUCAACAAUUGCCCCAGACAUUGCAGAAGCCCUUAGUACUUUAGAUAUCAUCAAAGAACCUUCUGUUCCACCUGUUCAUGUGCAUGUAGAAGAUUUGAGUACUGCUUUAAGAGCUUCUAAUCCAAGUCUUGGAGAUUCAAUAUCAUUGCAGGAUGAACUUGCCCGCUCAGAAACUCCUUUGGAAGUUCACAUAUCAACAACAAUGAUGGAUAGCUUUAUGAGACUAGCCAAGUCAAACACUGACAGAAAUUUGGAAACUUGUGGUGUUCUUGCGGGUUCACUUAAAAAUAGGAAAUUCUUUGUGACGGCUCUCAUCAUCCCUAAGCAGGAAUCUACUUCUGAUUCAUGCCAGACAACAAAUGAAGAGGAAAUAUUUGACUACCAAGAUAAGCAAUCACUUUUUCCGCUUGGUUGGAUUCAUACUCAUCCUACUCAAUCAUGCUUCAUGUCCUCAAUUGAUGUCCAUACACACUACUCUUACCAGAUCAUGUUGCCUGAAGCCAUCGCAAUAGUUAUGGCUCCAAGAGAUGGUUCAAGGACUCAUGGAAUAUUUAGAUUGACAACUCCAGGGGGCAUGUCAGUCAUCCGGAAAUGCCCACACCGUGGCUUCCAUCCUCAUGAGAAUCCUCCGGACGGCGGCCGUAUCUACGACCAGUGCUCCGAUGUUUAUAUGAACCCAAACCUCAGGUUUGACGUGGUCGAUUUCCGGUGAUCAACGUUGCCUCAUUCUUGUGAAUUUACCACCUUUCACAGUAGCUAUUCAGCAGUAAUUCUCAGUUUUUUGUUGUACAUAACAUCUGAAUUGCUGUUUAAGUGUAAAGUUUCAAAAGGUCCCAGUGACCAUUUAUUUUUUUUUGCUCCACCUGUAAUCUUACAAUGCAAUGACUGCUCUUCACUGAAAGCGCCACAAACCAUGUUGAAUAAACAAUUAUUGGUUUCAUUAUAAAUAUUCCAAGGCUUGUAAUA